AUGGCUACCAUAAACGAGAACCAGGUCAAGGUCCUGGAGCAGACUAGGCAGCGUCUGCUGCAACUGACUCACUCUCUCGGCUCGCUCACUGGCAGCCUGCAGCACAGUGACCCUCUGCCUUCAUGGUCCUCCUUACAGUCGCAAGCCACCAUUAUUUCGAACAAUCUCAUCAACAUCUGCACCCAGUUGUCGGAACACCAAGAACUUCUAUCCUCGCUAGUCGCGUAUCCGGCGCCGUCCUUCCCUGGCACUACCCAACAAGGCGUCCUAGAGCAAUUGCUGCGCACGAAACUAGACCCCCGAGUUGAAGACUGGGUUACAAGAGGCCGGAUUGCAGGCACCGAAUCGCUGGACGCAAGCAAUGGGCUCGGCGAAGCAGACUUGGCGGAGUUAUGGGCAUGGGCGCCUAUUGAAGCAAACCAAGAAGCUCGAAGGCGGAACUGGGGAGGGAACUAUACACUAGAAGAAAAGGAAUUGGGAAUCCAGAAUGUGGUGACGGGUCUAACACGGCAGCUGCCGGACGAUGACGAAGAUGAAGAAUCCGACGAGGAAGAAGAGGAGGAAGAGGAUGGAGAGAAGAUGGAUAUCGUUGGCGUGCAUACGAAGCCUGGCGUUGGUGGCGUUGAGUUUGAUCUGGCGAGGGCAAGGGAUCAUGUUCCGAGCGCUUCAGCUUCGCCUGCUCUGCCCCUCGCCGACAUUUUCCGCUAUAUGAUGACGGGGAUGAAGCCGAAAUCUGGGCCUUGA
This is a messenger RNA of Talaromyces atroroseus, 744 nucleotides long. Its product is annotated as Mediator of RNA polymerase II transcription subunit 8. The record is from RefSeq and is a predicted model, not a curated record. Lineage: Eukaryota; Fungi; Ascomycota; Eurotiomycetes; Eurotiales; Trichocomaceae. Gene Ontology annotation, cellular component: mediator complex; core mediator complex. Bases 1 to 744 code for a protein of 247 amino acids. The transcript has 2 exons. Gene Ontology annotation, biological process: regulation of transcription by RNA polymerase II. Gene Ontology annotation, molecular function: RNA polymerase II cis-regulatory region sequence-specific DNA binding; transcription coregulator activity.